Molecule: messenger RNA, 1343 nt
Organism: Teleopsis dalmanni
Lineage: Eukaryota; Metazoa; Arthropoda; Insecta; Diptera; Diopsidae
Product: corticotropin-releasing factor-binding protein
Exons: 9
Coding region: 203-1156 (317 amino acids)
Biological process (GO): negative regulation of corticotropin-releasing hormone receptor activity; hormone-mediated signaling pathway; negative regulation of corticotropin secretion
Molecular function (GO): corticotropin-releasing hormone binding
Source: RefSeq, a predicted model, not a curated record
UUCGAAUUUGUGCAUAAAUCAGUUUGUGAAUUUUUUCAGUUUCGAACUAUGAAACUAAGUUUACUCAUAUAGUAGUUGAAUUCCAACGUUGUUCUAGCACAAAAACCACAUCCUGUAAAUUUAAAAUUUUACACAAACGAGGAAAAACGGUUUUUAAUUUACUAAACGAAGAGGACAUCUACUUCGACCAUUUUUCAGCAAAAUGAAAGCGGUGGUAUUUUUUUCAUUGACCGUUGUACUGUUGAGUGCUAAGGCGUGGCCCACAGCAAAAAAAUCCUUUGAUUUAUAUCCCGAAACAUAUGACUUGCAUAAAAUUUCAGAUUGCAUGCAUAUUACAUCUGAGCCAGGAGAUUAUGUUUUUAAGAAAACGGCUCAUGUGAUCCCUAGUAGGAACGAUGCUUCGAUAUUAGAAAUUGAAAAUUCAAUGGAGGUCUGCGGUUUGUAUGUAAUAGGCGAACCUGAUACAAUUAUUGAACUCACUGUCUUAAAGUAUGACAUAAAUUGUGAAACUGGGGGACUCAUGGCUUUUGUCGACGGUUGGGAACUGAAUGGGGAAUACUUUCCAGGCUUAAGCGAUCAUCAUCGCCUUUUGAAAGACAGAGUUAUUGAAUUUUGUAACAAUUACAGGCAGUGGCCCGUUAUCUCUAACAAGAAGUUUUUCCGUUCCAGCCAGAAUGCCGCAUUGCUGCAAUACCGCAUACCAUUACGUGGGUCGUUUAUUGUCAAUAUCCGUUACCAUAAAAUUUCUCAACCUUGCCAUGUAUUAGUACAUGAUACUACUGCAAUUAUGAACAUAGCUAAUUUUGGCCACCGGCGCAAUUGUACUAUUUCUGCUCUGUUUCCUGCAACCGUUUCUGUUAUCAAUCUGAAAGUUGGGGGAAAGUCCGUUCGUCAAGAAAAAGUUAAUUAUGAUUGUUCUUUUUAUGAAGAUCGUUUAGAAAUUGGAGGCACAUCUGGACUAGAAAGUAUUGCAAUGGAAAAAUCAAGUGAAAUUUGUGGAUUUACAAACGAACAAGGACCAGAGCAAGCCAUUUUCUGUGGUGUUACGACUGUUCGUCUUGUUUCUACUGGCAGAUAUCAAAAUCAAGCAGCAGUCGCCAUACGUAAAGCGGAAGAGAUUGAUUUAGAAAUAGCAACUUUAAUUUGUGCUAUAUAAGAUGUUCAAUACAGACAAGUAAUAAUAUAUUGAACAUAUUAUGAAAUCAAUAAUACUAUACUGUAAGUCUCUAGGAACAGUGACAGUAAAUUAAAAACUUAAAUUCUCUCGUUUUUGUCAUUUAACCCAUAGCACAAUAGCAUGUUCGUCUUAUAUAUGUAUCAAUGAAAGCAAAUAAUGUUAUAUA